CGUGCUGAUCGUGUGUGUUGAUGAGUGACACGCGCAGUGGUGCCCCGGUUCCCCUGCGUUGUUUCUUUCGCCAAAAUGGGCGAUGUCUUUUGCCUCGUCAUAUUACAAAACGGCAACCGGCGAAAGCUGAAGCUGGCGAUGGGAACCUACGCCGAGUUCCUGGAGAAACUGACGGCAAUCGUGGAUGUCGAUCUCGAAGACACGCUGAUCCAGAUGUUUGACACGGACCUGGACGACUUUGUGGACCUUGUACCUGGAGACGAAAUUCCAAACAAAGCAAAGCUACGUGUCGUCUCAAGGAGUGCUUCAAUUCUGUGCAAUGCAGCAAUGGCUACUUGUGGUCAGAAUGCCGAACCCACGUCUCCACAAAAUCUUUGUGCAAUCCAGCCAGCUUCAGUCGAUGAACAAGGGGAAGUUUUGUUGCAAGCAAGUGACAUUGGAAUUCAAGAGGCCGGCAGUGAUGCAAUGGAGACGUCUCAAGCUGUGCUGAUCGUGACGCGAAUGGAAGAUGCACCUUGUGCAGUUCUCUCCUACAGGCAAGUGGGCAGCAGUGACGAGAUGCAAGUUGAUGACACUGCCAUCAGUCACACGUCAAUGCACAACAGCGAUGACUCUCUCAAGUUCGUGCUGCCUCCAUCCUUCGGCGUCUGGUGCGACACAUUUUUGCAAAGCAAGCGGCCAGUCACUGCAAAAGUCAAGACGCACAUGGUCUCUGUUCUCUUCAAGGCUUGCUACAGGGUGACUCCAUAUCCAACACCAAGGCUGUACAACAAAGUACUUGACUCACUGGUGGCGAAGUACCCACACGUGAUGGAAGGAAAGUUCAACAGGCGCCGCUGGUUGGUUGCCCUGAGGAGCAUGUUCAAAAGUGAACGCGAGAACCUCACAGCGGCUUCGGCGGCUGCGGUCGAAGCGCAGGAAACGUGUGGGCUCAACCUGUCGCAGGCCGACGCUGACGACGAGUGCACCUACGCUCACGGACAGCAUGUGAAGACAGCAUCGAGUUCUGAGGCCGAUAUAGCUGGCGAUUCAGAAGCCAGGCCUUUGGACCCCAUGGUGUCAGACCCUACGGAGUCUCUGGAGAUGAGCGAACACUCCGAGGACGACGAGCAAUUGAUGGAUUGUCCGGACUAUUCGGACGCCAUGCCAGAGAACGUCACAGUGUCCAGCCUGCUCAGAAUGUGCACUGAUGAAAAAGCAUCGGAGGCACUGAUGGCACAGCAAGAGAGUCGGGCUUCUCUGGACGAAAGUGAAAGCUGCGAUGAAUCAACAGAGGAAGUCAGGCGAUCCAAAAGUGAACGAAUCAAAAAAGUCGGGGGCAGCGUGUUUCAGAAAAAGGCACACGUGUCAAAUGGCAAGGAAAAAAUAUUAAAGAUUGUUUUGAAGGACUGUAUGAAGCUGGAAGAAGAAACUUCUGGAGGAAAUGUGAAUGAGCUCCCCCUUAACGACAGAGUUGUAGUUGGCACUGAAGUGGUUCCAGCAGCUUCACCAACCCCUGCUCGUCCAGGCACUUUACAGGGGCGCAGUAGUUCAACAGAUUCCUCUGAAAGUGGAAAACAAUAUGAGAGUUUUUCGUUUGACUUUGAAAGCUUGCCAGAGUAUAUUCGAAAGGCGCUUAAAGCCCAAAGACCACUUCCCUCCGUAGAAAGAAGGGCUCUGGUACGAUGUGUAGUUGAACAACUGACAAAAGUGUGCCCCACACCAGGACGGGAUUUUAUUCGAGAGGCAGCCAGGACGGUCGUACAGGCCUUUCCUGACGCCCUUGAGGACCGUGGCCUAGAUGGUGAACUGCGUGGGAAAGGAUACAACUCUUUUUUUCAACAACUAAACUUCCGGGCUGACAACACCGCUGGAAGGCGAACCGUCUCGCCAGGCACUUCACAAGGGCAACGUAUUCAAUGUAUUCAUCCGAAAGUGAAAGACAAUAUGGGAGUUUUUCGUUUGACCUUGAAUACUUGUCAGAUCAUGUUCGAAAGGCUCUUAAAGCCAAGAGACCGCUUCCUAUCAGAGAAAGAAGGGAAUUGGUGCGAUGUGUAGUGGAACAACUGACAACAGUGUGCUCCAGGCCUAGACGGGACUUGCUUCGAGAGGCAGCCAUCACGAUCGUACAGGACUUUCCCGACGCCCUUGAGGACCGCGGCCUAGACGGUGAACUGCUUGGGAGAGGAUACGACUCUUUUUUUCAACAACUAGAAAGCCGUGUUGAAAACACCUGUCGGGGAAAAGUAAAAGGAAUUGCCGCGCCAGAUGCGCAGUGCGGCAUCAGGAAGUCAGUCAAGAAUUCAUACGGCUGUGUUAACUGGCAGCCUGUGAGGAACUCGGAGCCACCGGAGGACAUUGAUGACAAGGUUCAGUUUUUAAAACGAGAGGGUAAGAAAAGCCUGGAAGAGAUUGACGUGCCACUUUGUAAUGACUACAUGGAGGAAACGUAUCCGGAACAGAGGAGUUUCAUAAAUACGGAUCCUGCUCCCUGCAUUUCCAAGUUGAAGGAAGAAUGGCCAAUGCUUUUUCACAGGCCGUUCUUCUAUAAGCACGGGAACAAGCUGCUUGCCAAGAAUAUAAAGGCAAUAUUUGAUAAAAAAGUGUCCACAUACGCACCGCCACUCGUUCAGCACUUGGAGUCGGUCCCAAAGAAAGAGGUCAUGUAUACGCUGAUGAUCAUGCAAGAGGCGACAAAAAGAGGCAACACGAAAGCAGAGGAAGAAGCUAUGCUGCCCCUUCUGUGCUCAUAUUUCAGGGAAGAUGAAAGGCAUCUCUUCCGGGUCUUGGAGGAAGGAACGAACAUCACAGAAAUACUCCAUGAGCUGCCAUGCACCCCUACUAUCGUUGCACUUGGAAGCAUUUUCCACAAGGAAUGUUUCGUGACCUGCGAACAGCAGAUCCUUUUCACAGAUCCAGUAGACUUUUCGGAGGCAGCCUGCCUUUUACUUCUGAGCUACUUUGUUUUCAACUUAGCCUAUGCAGAUGCUGUUGCCACAACUCUGGAAUUUCUUCAGAGGGAGAUGUUCACCAUCAACCCACUUAGAGGCAGCAAAUGUGGGAACGGACGAAAGUCUAGGACAGCAGUGAGCGGUAAGAUAAUGAGACUGGUGCAGCACCUGCGGUGAAGGACUGAAGUUGUGAGCCAGUGUGUGAGCAGUCAAGUCAAAAUAAACUCCAACUGUUUAUGUUCAGAGUGGCUGGAGGUUCACUGUUUAUUUGGCAAGAAGUAGAUGCACAUUUCCUUUAACA
Messenger RNA from Rhipicephalus sanguineus (brown dog tick), 3231 nucleotides. RefSeq lists its product as uncharacterized. Bases 76 to 2037 code for a protein of 653 amino acids. The transcript is spliced from 16 exons. Lineage: Eukaryota; Metazoa; Arthropoda; Arachnida; Ixodida; Ixodidae. The record is from RefSeq and is a predicted model, not a curated record.